AUGUAAUUUUUUUAAACAAGAUAUAAAGAGGGAAAUAUCCAGGCUAGACUUGAUAAUAAUAAUAUCCCAUAUUUGACACUAAGGCUGGUUAUUAAAGAUUAACAAACAAGAUUUGAAAAGAUUUAAUUCAAUCUUGUUAGUAUGUUUUCUAAUGUUGGUGGAUUGGCGAGUUAUGUUGUUGGAGUUAUUGCAUUUAUAAUAAAUCCUAUUUAAGAAUUCUUUUUUUAUCAAAGUCUUAUUAAAAAGACAUAUUUAACUGAGAAAUUGGAUAAUAAUGAUAAAACAGAAAAUUAGGAAAAAUAUGAUUUGAAAAAUUUAAACCCUACAAAUUUCCUAAGCAUGGUGAUUGAUCUGAAAAAUAGAAGUAAAUUUUUCUACUAAAAAUAAGAAGCUUGCAAAGAUUGCUUUUGGAAUUGUCUGACUUUAGGUUGA
Molecule: messenger RNA, 432 nt
Organism: Stylonychia lemnae
Lineage: Eukaryota; Ciliophora; Spirotrichea; Sporadotrichida; Oxytrichidae
Source: the annotation of a GenBank genome assembly